Messenger RNA from Daucus carota subsp. sativus, 6167 nucleotides. RefSeq names its product transcriptional activator DEMETER. Gene Ontology annotation, molecular function: DNA N-glycosylase activity; DNA demethylase activity; 4 iron, 4 sulfur cluster binding. The transcript is spliced from 20 exons. Bases 272 to 5944 code for a protein of 1890 amino acids. NCBI's taxonomy places the organism in Eukaryota, Viridiplantae, Streptophyta, Magnoliopsida, Apiales, Apiaceae. Gene Ontology annotation, biological process: base-excision repair. The record is from RefSeq and is a predicted model, not a curated record.
AACACAUUAAAAAGCAAGGUUCUAUCUACUUUUCUGUGUUUCUCUCUCUCCUCUCUCUACACAUUUACACAUUCUUCGAAAACACUGACUCGGCUAUCUCCGUCAUUGACUCAAUCACUCUCCGGCAUCAAUAGGGAUCGGUUUGGAGGAUGAAAAGGUGAGGUGUGGAGAUUUCGUGUUGCUGUGAAAUUUGGUUAUUGGCCGGAGUAAUUUUGUAGCGGAAAUUAUUUGAGUAAACUGUGUUGAGAUUGUGGAUAGGGUGGACGGCAAUAUGAAUUAUGGGAGGGGAUCCCCAAUUGCACAAAAGAAUGACAUUGUGCAAAAUGGGGAUUCUUGGUUUUCGUUGACACCGCCUGGGAAACUGAUUCUGCCUAGAUCUGCUCCUGUGCCAGUUGACAUGCCAGGAAAUCAGAGAAUUGGAACCUGGCAAGAUUUGCUCGGAAUGUACAGUGAGAUCUUGAAUCAUGAUGUUGCAAUUCAGACUCCGAAUCCAAGCUCAGUAACGAGCAUCAACAGAAGAGAUUUCGAUCUUUUUGAUGUUGUAACAGCAGCAGACCAACAUCUAAACAGAAAUGCUGAUGCUUAUGUGCAGAACUUCAGCAAUGACAGUGCAGGAAGCUGUAAUAAUAGAGCAGCAGAAGUAAUUGGAAUCAGGACCAAAGAAAAUUAUGUUUUGUCCAGUGGGCAACGUAACAAUGGUCAAAUCUCAAUCAGACAUGUGGAAUCCAAUGCACGUACACAAGUCGCAGGCAACUGGAGAGAGCUUGAGUCUACCAAUUUGAUGCUCGAUAGACAACAUUCCUUGAGAUGUACAGAUUCUAAUGUAUCUACACAAGUAGCAAGCAAUUGGACAGAGCUCGAGGCUACUAGUUUGAUGCUUGAUAGACAACAUUCCAUCUCAGGUUCUAAUCAGAGGCUUAAUACUUUAAGUACACAAAUGGGAAGCAAUACACAAGUGCGAAGCAACUGUAUGCAACACGAGGCUACUAUGUUUGGAAAACAGAAAUACCCCAUGGGUUCGAAUCAAAGGCUUUUAUUGCAGAUGCACAAUAAUGGAUAUCAUGAGGCUUACCAGACCAACUAUAAUCAAAACUCACCACCAAGACCAGGGAUUGCUAAUGCAGAGUUAAGUGUAGCCAGUUCCUUCCCUUUUGCACCUGUAACACCUGAUCAGCGAAAGCAGUUGGAUCACCAAACCCCUUCCACGAGAUUAAACGUCUCAAUAGAUGAAUGCUCAAGUCAAGAAAAAGACAAGCAGUGGCAUGCAGUGUCGUCUUCUAGCGGAGAAAAUGAGAACACUACUAAUGAAUUCUCACAAGUCAUUGUGGAUGCAGCAUCUGCAGCCAUUUCAACCCCACUAAAGGAAGCAAAUAUUCUUAACGAGAUAGAGGAACAUGGGCUGGACCUGAACAAGACACCAGACCAAAAAACGCCAAAAAAGAGAAAGCACAGGCCAAAGGUCGUAAGAGAAGGCAAACCCAAAAAAGUACCAAAGUCCGCUCCUCCAAAAACUGAAGUUUCUAAUGGCACUCCCUCCGGAAAGAGAAAGUAUGUCCGCAAAAAGAAUAUCAAGACCGUAGAAAGUCAGAAGGAUGUUGUAAACGAGGUCAGGUCUUCUGCUUUUGAGCCUAUAUCAAAAUCAUGCAGAAGAGCACUGAAUUUUGAUUUAGAAAGUAGUACCGGAGAUGCAAGUCAGAAGAUGCUAGACAGUCAUCAGGUGGGAAGAUAUCAAGAAAAUAAAAAGCCGUUCAAUUUGAACGUGGAUGCGGAGGACAAAGAAACUUGUACUGUGAUUGACAGUAUGUCUAGAACGUCCAGUUUUCAGAUGGAGCAAUCAAGGCAGCAGAAAGAAUUAAUUGAAAAAAACCAGCAAACUGCUAGCACUUUUGGCCUUUUUCACUCCAAUGGUCAAAUGCCAUCUCAACUCAGACCACUAGCUGAGCAGAGAAAAGACCAUAAUUUUGCAAGGAAUUUGAACAUGAGAAAUGCAGCUCCAGGUCAAAGUGGCUUGAAAAAUGGAUAUAUUCAGGUACCUGAACAAAGUCAGAGAGAGGAAAUCAGCCAGGAUGCCUUUCAGGCAGAUGUUUACAGACAGCCAUCCACCCAACUUGUUAUGACAGACAUGGCCAGCUGGAAUGAAAACAGAGGUUGCAAGAGAUCUCAUUGUUAUACUGUUCAGGAGAUGCAUCCCCACAAUCAGAAUCUGAUGAUUCCUCCAUUUUUGAGCCUGGGAAAUUCUGGUUUGAAAAACAUAAAUGGCAACACCAGCAAUAUUGGCACAGUUACUUCGGGAACCCAGAAGAGGUUGAACACCAGUAAUGGACUUCAUGUUAAUAUAUCUAGCAUGCAAUCCCCAACAAAUUCUUCGCUAUAUAGGCCGGGACAAGUUGAACGGGACCAAGUUAGAAUGUAUGUGAACAGUGGUAGUUCUGAAAUAAAUUGUAGAUCACUGAACUCUGGCUUUGAAAGUGAUAAGAGUUUUAAGAAGCUUGAUGGUUUAGUUAAUGGGACACCGAGGACACCCGUUACAGGGCAACAAAUUUACCAGAAGCAACAGGCUUCAAUACCUCUACAUGCCCCCGGAGCACGAACGACAGAACACGUGUAUCAGUAUAAUGUAUCUACAAGUGACUCCCAGCAAGCAAUUGUAGGCUAUAAUCCCCACAUGUCAACAAGUAAGCAGAUAUUGAAGCCAUCCCCGUUAAAGCAAGGGUCAGGUAGAGCAGAGAAAAUGCUUUUACAGGAGCAUAAUCAGGCGAAGAAAGCCUAUAAGCCAACACCUCAGAAAGCACGAAGCAAACCGCGGAAGCCGAAAAUGUCAAAUUUGAUUGAAGAAAUCACCUUGCGACUUGAAUCUCUUCUUAUCAACAUUAAGAUAAAUGAAGAGGUUGAGCAGGAGCAACAUGCACUUGUUCCAUACAACGGAAGCAGUACAAUUGUUCCAUACGAGCAAUAUGAUAUCAAAAAGCGCAAGCCACGACCUAAAGUGGAUCUUGAUCCAGAAACUGAUAGAAUUUGGAAACUAUUGAUGGGAAUCGAAGGAAGUGAAAGUGCAGAAGCAACAGAUAAGGAUAAAGAAAAAUGGUGGGAAGGGGAAAGGGAAGUGUUCCGUGGGCGAGCAGACUCGUUCAUCGCUCGCAUGCAUCUCGUUCAAGGUGAUAGACGAUUCUCACGGUGGAAAGGAUCUGUGGUUGACUCAGUAAUUGGAGUGUUCCUUACUCAAAAUGUUUCUGACCAUCUUUCAAGCUCUGCGUUCAUGUCUCUAGUAGCAAGAUUUCCCCUUCAGUCAGAUGGUUUUGCAGAAGAACCAGAUAUCCAAGUAUUAGAGUCUGGUGGCAGUAUCAAAUGUCACGAAGAAAUUGAAAAACAGCCCAUUCUCAAUCUUCCUUCCUAUAUACCAUCAGACUACUUUGAUAAUCUGCCGUCAUAUAAGGCCAAUGUAGCAAGUGACUUUAACAGGAAAUCUGAUGCGGAAAUCAACUUGUCACGAAACUACUAUGAGUCUUUCAACUUUCAAGCCUCACGAGAAGAGAUUAUUUCCAAUCCAAGAUCACAUUCAAUGGCAGGAUUUCAAGAAUGUGGCUACAAUUCCGUCGUCAACAGCAGUCCUUUAAAGACAGUGUUGCAGACCGAAGUGACAUCGCAAAAUGGUAUCAAUAAUCAUUCAAACAGUAGCUCGGGGUGCUCUACACAGCGGCAUGAACAAUCGGAAGAUCCGAUAUUGGGGAGACACGGUUAUCUUAAUGGCCCUGCUAUAUAUCCUUGCCAAACAAAUUCUCACAUUCUCCGCGGACCAGCUUUCUCUUCCAGAGAUAUUCAGUUGAACCUGACACCCAAGUCCAUUGCAAAUGAUAGUCGCAAGUUUGGAUUACCAGGAGAUGAAACCCUUCCAUGUUUUCCAACAACACAUACAAUUAACACCAAGACAGAUGGUGCAAACCUUUUGGAAAGAUAUACGAGAGACACGGUAGAAGGUAAAUCACCAGAGCUACAGAUUGGAGGGCCGAGUGUCCAAGCAAAUCGGAGCUCAUUCGGAUUUUCAGGCAUUCAACCUACACAGAUUAGUUCUGUACAACAAGAAGACUGUCCCCACUCCAAUACGCAUGAACUCGGAAACUUCAAGAACUUGCAUUCGGAAUUAACGCCAGCUGCAAACAACACAAUAGAAAUAAAUGGACAGCAAACACAGAAGAUAUCAGAUAAUACAUUUGGAUCUAACACAAAUAUGGAAAACAAUUCAUCUGUCAUUCCAUUAAGUGGGACAUCAACGAAUGUCUCACGUGCAAGGAAGGGAAAGGGUGAGGCAGGAACAAAGAUUAAGAUUGACUGGGAUUACUUGAGAAAGGAUGCUCAGCUUAACGGUAAAAGAGAAAGAAGCAAGGAUACAAUGGAUUCUCUGGACUAUGAAGCAAUGAGGCGUGCAAAUGUUAAUGAGAUAUCUGAUGCUAUCAGGGAACGUGGAAUGAACAACAUGUUGGCAGAGCGAAUCAAGGAUUUCCUUGAUCGUCUGGUCAACGACCAUGGAAGUAUUGACCUGGAAUGGUUGCGAGAUGUUCCUGGGGACAAAGCAAAGGAUUAUCUACUAAGCGUUCGAGGAUUGGGGCUGAAAAGUGUAGAGUGUGUACGCCUGUUAACACUUCAUCAACUUGCUUUUCCAGUUGACACAAAUGUUGGACGGAUAGCUGUAAGACUUGGAUGGGUUCCUUUGCAACCAUUACCCGAGUCACUCCAACUUCAUCUACUAGAAUUGUACCCAAUUCUGGAGUCCAUUCAAAAAUACUUAUGGCCUAGACUUUGCAAGCUGGAUCAACAAACUUUGUAUGAGCUACACUACCAGAUGAUUACAUUUGGAAAGGUAUUCUGUACAAAGAGUAAGCCAAACUGUAAUGCUUGUCCAAUGAGAGGCGAGUGUAGGCAUUUCGCAAGUGCUUUUGCAAGUGCAAGACUUGCCCUCCCGGGGCCUGAAGAGAAAGGUUUAGUCAAUUUUGAUGUUCCAGUUACAACUGAUAGCACUGGUAGGGAUCCUCUAGCAGCAAUCAAACCUGUCCAAUUACUUGAAGGUGUACAAGACCAAAGCAAUGAUGCCGGUUUGCUAACCAAAAAGUAUGAACCUAUUGUCGAGGAACCAUCAACGCCAGAGCAAGAAGUGAUAGAAUUAGUAGAAAGUGAUAUUGAGGAUGCAUUUGGUGAAGAUCCAGACGAGAUACCUACAAUCAAACUCAACCUUGAAGAAUUUACUUUAAAUCUACAGAACUAUAUGCAAGAUAACAUGGAACUUCAAGAUGGUGAUAUGUCGAGAGCUCUUGUUGCUUUGAAUCCAGAAGCUGCUUCAAUCCCAACACCUAAAUUGAAGAAUGUAAGUCGUCUUCGGACAGAGCACCAAGUGUAUGAACUUCCAGAUUCACACCCUCUUUUGGAAGGGUUGGAUCCACGUGAACCUGAUGAUCCAAGUCCGUAUCUUCUAGCUAUAUGGACACCAGGUGAAACAGCAGAUUCAGUUCAACCUCCGGAAAGAAGAUGUGAAACCCAUGAAUCAGGUCAAUUGUGCAAUGAUGACACAUGCUUUUCAUGCAAUAGUACAAGAGAAGCAAAUUCGAAAAUAGUUAGGGGGACACUUCUGAUACCAUGUAGAACAGCAAUGAGAGGGAGCUUUCCGUUAAAUGGGACAUACUUUCAAGUUAAUGAGAUGUUUGCUGAUCAUGAAUCCAGUCUAAAUCCAAUUGCUGUUCCGAGGUCACUGAUAUGGAACUUGACGAGACGAACAGUUUACUUUGGAACCUCGGUAACAUCAAUUUUUAAAGGACUACCUACAGAGGAUAUUCAAUAUUGCUUCUGGAGAGGAUUUGUCUGUGUGAGAGGUUUUGACCAUAAACAAAGGGCGCCUCGGCCUCUUAUGGCCAGAUUGCACUUUCCUGCAAGCAAGUUAGCCAAGGCUAAAAAGUAGAGGAGAUUGCACAAAGGCCUUGCUAAUGGGAAAAACUGCCGAUGAGAGUUGAUCAAUGAUCAUCACUGCUUUUAAUACAGUUUUAUCUUGAGAUUAUGUAACUUAGCCGGCAGGAAGUUGUUUUAGUUUUCUAGCUAGGUACCUAGAAAAAAAGUUUAUGAAUAGUUUGGAUGCAAUCAUGUUAUGAUAGUUUGGGUACAAUCAUGUUGUGAUGGUUUCUGCU